AAGGUGUUUUUAGAGCAAGUUUCAGAUAAUGCUGUGUUGUGUCAGUUUCUGGCUUUAGUAAAGCUCCUCUGCAGCAUAAUAACCACCAUUCAAACUAGGAUAAAUAUGUAUCUCUGUGUGAUUGGAAGCUGUUUUAGCUACAGAUAAAUAAACAGAGAGAAAACUGGGGAAUUGCUUGAUUGCUGAUCCCCUAACAGUUUGAGUUGAAGACAAAUUUUGAAUACCAUGCUGUCAUCUGUGUGAAAAAUUAAGUAGCUUGUUAGAGCUUUCAAGGAAAACAUGAUGCAGCAUGAUCACGUGUAUUUGUGUAAAUGUUCAAGGCCCCCUCAGCUGAGGAUAUGAGACUACACUGAGGUGUGGACCUUGACGUAGCAGAAAAAAACCAGAAUUCUCUGAGGAAAUACAGCAGCAAGAUCUCCUGUACAAGAACAGAUCACUCGCCAGUAAACUGAGCCAAGAUACUCAGCUCUGUUGCAGAUUGUGCUAUUGUUGACAAAUGUUGCUAAUCCAGCAUCAUGCACCUUUACCUACUUCGGACAGAAAUGGGGAGAACAGGGGAAAAAAAAAAAAAGUGUGCCUUUUCCCAAAGAUGGAACCACUGGAGUGAAAGGGAAGAGAAGGAAAUAAUUCACCUUCUUAAAGCAAAAGGAAUUACUGACCAAAAAAGACACUAUACAGUAAGAAUCUCCUGAGUCCAUCGAGCAUCAUUUUAAGGCUUAUGGGAAAUGAAAGGAACCUUCACAGAAAUAUAACUCAGAAACUCAGAUCAUCUCAACUCUGGAAUGCAUCUUCAACUCAUUCCAGGCCCUGGGACUGGUAACCUUUUUGGGAGGCUUCAGCACCAAACCCCAAAACCUGAUCAAGUCCGAUAAACAAAUUUCUUGUAUCAGCAGAGGGCGCAUCGUCAUUAACCAAGUGAGGGCCCUCCAGCUUGCUGCCAGACCCCACGCGCUCACCCACUGGGCGUCAGAUGUCAAAGACGGGAUGAAGUGACAGAACCGCAGGCAGAGGAACUUGUGAAAGUGACGCAGCUGUACUGUAAAAACGCCAGCCCACGGACUUUGCUGCCAGAGGAACUUAACUGCCAGCGCUGAUAGACCUGAGAACAGGAUUGCCUCAGACAUGGAGCGAGAACCGAUGCGCAUAAGGGAGGGCUACUUGGUUAAGAAGGGCAGCAUGUUUAAUACCUGGAAGCCGAUGUGGGUUGUGCUUUUAGAAGAUGGAAUUGAAUUCUACAAGCGGAAGGCUGACAACAGCCCCAAAGGGAUGGUCCCACUAAAAGGAAGCUCUAUUAACAGCCCAUGCCAAGAUUUUGGCAAAAGAAUGUUUGUCUUCAAGCUCACUGCAGCCAAGCAGCAGGACCACUUUUUUCAAGCUGCCUACCUGGAGGAGAGAGAUGCCUGGGUACGGGAUAUCAAGAAAGCAAUUCAUUGCAUAGAUGGAGGCCAAAGGUUUGCCAGAAAAUCCACAAGAAGGUCUAUCAGACUGCCUGAAACAAUCAACCUGAGUGCUUUGUACCUCUCAAUGAAAGAUCCUGAAAAGGGAAUAAAGGAGUUGAAACUGGAAAAAGAUAAAAAAGUGUUCAAUCACUGCUUUACAGGCACCUGUGUGAUUGACUGGCUGGUGUCCAGCAACUCCAUCCGAAAUCGCAAAGAAGGUCUCAUGCUUGCCUCCUCGCUCUUGAGUGAAGGCUACCUACAGCCUGCAGGGGAUACGUCCAAGGCUGCUGCCGAGGGCCUGUCAGAUACCCCCUUCUUAGAUCUCAGCGAUGCUUACUAUUACUUUCCAGACAGUGGGUUUUUCUGCGAGGGAAAUUCUAGUGAUGAUGAUGUGGUCCUGAAAGAAGAAUUCAGAGGCAUAGUAGUCAAACAAGGAUGUUUGCUGAAACAGGGACAUCGGAGGAAGAACUGGAAAGUGAGAAAGUUUGUUUUAAGAGAGGACCCUGCUUAUCUUCACUACUAUGAUCCUGCUGGAGCCAAAACCUGCCCUAAGAAAGGAAAGGGCAUUGUCACUGACAAAACCUGUCCCACAAAAGCUGUCAUUCAGGGAGAAGAACCACUAGGAGCAAUUCACUUGAGAGGCUGCGUGGUGACAGCAGUGGAAGAUAUGCCAGACUCCAAGAAGUAUGAUGUUGACAACAUCCUCUUUGAAAUCAUCACAGCAAAUGAAAUCCACUAUUACUUGCAAGCAGCCUCAUCUGCAGAGCGUACAGAGUGGAUCAAAGCAAUUCAGGCAGUUGCUAGGACUGGAAAAUGAAGAUGAUCUGCCAGCAAGAAGACAGACAACUGAAAUUCAUUACUCAAAACAAAACAGAAAUUUUAGCAUUUCACUGAGAGAAAACAGGAUCAUCCAAAAAGAUGUCCUAAGGCUUCUAGGUUGGGGGUGAGGGUGGGUAGUAAGUUUCAAUACUAUAGUGGGCACUAACAAACUAACAUUCUUCCACUUGUGUUAUGGUAAUAUUUUACUAAAUUAUAGCACAGAAAAUGCCAUAUUAGUGUGUGCUGCUUAGAGUAAUUGGUCUACCUUGGGAAGGUUGUACCUUACACCUUUCCCUGCUGCCACAGCUGAUAGUGAGAAUUUCACCAUUAACAGGGGACAGUCAUAUCACUGACUACAAGUGAGGAGCUCAACCUGUCACCUACCAUUCAGCCUGUGUUGUGUUUCAGUAUCUUCAGAUACUUCAAAGUCUUCCCAAGACAAACUUUACACUUUCUUCUUUACCAGAUCUUUUUACUGCUUGUUCACCUAUACAAGUAAUGCCACAGAUUUAAGGAGAGAAAUCAAGUCACUUGGAAACCUGAUCCACUCCUUUAUAAUCCUUCAGUGUUAAGGAAGGGAAGAAUGCAGACAGCUAUGGAAACACCACAUGGAAAGCAAGUACAACUCAGUGACAGUGGUAUUAGGAAAAGUCUCUUCCCACAGUAUAUCAAACACAAAGCAAUCUCAGUUCAACUUCUUUAUCACCUGAUUUUGACCUUUGCUAAAUUUCUCCCCAAGAAUCUGCUCUAGGACCAUUGUUUCCCUUCAUUUAGGUCUCCAAAGCAGCUGCUAGGGUGUCAUACACUGCUGAUUUGACCUGUACUUUAAUUAAGAAUCUUAACAGGAGAAGGGAAAGGAUCCAUCGGUUACUUACUUGAACUACUGCUUUGAAGUGGUUUUGUUUAGAUUUUUCUUUUUUAACCUCCAGCAAUAUACUCAGUCCUUGGUUCUAUGCCUUACUAAUAUAAGAGAAACUUUAUGCUUGUUGUAACUGAAAUAAACAUUAUUAUUUGACAGGAUCGGUUUACCUGAUCAAUCCUUAUAUUUUUGGCUGACUGUAUGUAUCAAACUUCUAAGUCUUAAACUUUAAGCAGGAGUUGAAAGUCAAGUUAACGUCAGAUUCUGCAUGUAGACUGUUCCGGAUGGAGACUGAUGUUUCUGAGUGCUAGUAAACUUCAAAACUUUUAGAACUCUGUUUGUAGAUCUAAUAAGGUACCUUAUCCUUAAGAAUUCUUAUUUGGAUCUCUUCAGUCUAAAAAUAAAUCUGGAGCUAAAGCUUCUUUUCAAUUCUGCUUAAUUAUACCUAUAUCUGAGCUAAUGAACAUGAAGGUCUUUUGCCUUAAUAUUGCUUAUCACAAAGAAAACACAGCCUUGCAGGGGCAACAGGCUGGCAAACACUGCAUCGUCAUGCCCAUUUAAGACAUCCAGAGGAAAUCGGCUUCUGGCAGGCAUUUCCUGUAUCUCACGCAAGCUGACAGGAUCGCUGAAGCGUGGUCUAUCAUUCUGAGGAAGGAAGAUUCAUGGCAAAAAGAUACCCUGUUUGCUCAGCCUGCUUUCUUGGUAAUUGCUUUGUGGUUGCUGCUUAUUUUUGCCUUCAGACCUCACUAACCCAAAAAUACCCUAUGGCACAGGAAAAUAGAAAACCACUCCGCAGAACCAAACAACAGAAACUUGCCCAGCUUAGCAAAGGAGGGAUGCAACUGCCAAUUUUUAAUAAAACUAAAAAGUUUUACCAGUC
Aquila chrysaetos chrysaetos is the source of this 3997-nucleotide messenger RNA. RefSeq names its product pleckstrin (gene PLEK). The record is from RefSeq and is a predicted model, not a curated record. The transcript has 17 exons. The coding region runs from base 1123 to 2256 and encodes 377 amino acids. Gene Ontology annotation, cellular component: plasma membrane. NCBI's taxonomy places the organism in Eukaryota, Metazoa, Chordata, Aves, Accipitriformes, Accipitridae. Gene Ontology annotation, biological process: intracellular signal transduction; actin cytoskeleton organization.